UUAGGAAUGUGUUGUUUAAUUUCCAUGUCUUUAUGAAUUUCCCAAAUUUUACUGUUGUUAUUGUUUCUAAUUAAUCGCAGUGUGGUUGGAAAUUCUGAUUAAUUCCAGUGUGGUUGGAAGGCAUGCUUGGUAUGAUUUCAAUACUUUAAAAUUUACUGAGAUUUGUUUUUAUGGCCUAAUAUAUAAUCUGCCUUGAAGAAUGUUCCAUAUGCACUAGAGAAGAAUAUCUAUUCUAUUAUUGGUUAGAGUGUUCCACAAAUGUCUGUUAGGUCUAGUUGGUUUAUAGUGCUGUGCAAGACUUCUAUUUCCUUAUGGAUCUUCUGUCUAAUUUUUCCAUUCAUUAUCGAAAUCUCCAACUCUUAUUGGUGAGUUGUCUUUUUCUACCAUCAAUUCUGUCAGUUUUGCUUCAAGCAUUUUGUGGACACUGUUGUUAGGUAUACACAUAUAUAUAUUUUUUUGUAUCUUCCUGAUCGAUUGACCCUUUUAUCAUUAUGAAAAGCCUUCCUUAUCUCUAAGAACAUUGCUUUUGUUUUAAAAUCCAUUUUGUCUGAUAUUAGUAUGGCAAGUCCAAUUUUCUUGUUUGCAUGUUAUUUUUUUCCCAUCCUUUUACAUUCUACUUACUAGAGAGUUAUUACACUCCUCAAGUUAGAAAUUCAUGUCAAAUUAUUACCAUUAACACUAUUAUUUGAGAUUUUGUUUUGCUGAUUAUCCACUGCUGAUAGGCUUUUUUUCCUCCUUCUUUUUCUUUCCCUUUUUCUUCAAUCCUUCUGAGACUCUUUUUUGCAGUAUCAGCAUGAAGACUUAAUGGCAGGUGGGGAUCAUUUCCUGAACUGCAAUAGUAAUUAGAGCCAUGAUGAUUUACAAGAUUCUUAGAACAGUUAAUACCAAAUUCAGAUGAAGCUGAGACUCAAGUCUCACCUAAAGACUGGCAUUUUCCUCCAUAACAAUGCUCUGUUAACCUGCUCUGGAUAUUGUUAUAGAAAUUCAGAAUCCUUGGAUGGCAACUGAGCAUCAACCAUGCAACUGUGAAUGCAUGCCUGAGUGUGCUGGGCAUCCCACCUGGUCCUCCCCUUCCCCUGCUGGCUCUGCAAAGCAAAUGGGGUGUAACAAUAGGAGUCCUGGAAUGUUCCUGUAUGGGGCUGACCUUUGUAUCACUGCUAAUCCUUGUCCUCUGCUGUCAGAGACAAAAGAGAUUAAGUUAAAACGGUACAGAAACUUCCCUGGGCCGUAGAACUGAGCUGCUUUUCCUUCUUUGCAAUUCAAAGCUUUUACCAGGAUUCUCCCCUUCCCUCCCUCCUUCUGAUCUUCACACCUCUCCAACAUCGGGGAAAGGCAGGAAGUUUUCCCCAUGUGUUUUUCUUUGUGACGACAUGAUAUGGCAUGUUGAUUAAUGGGGAAAACCCCAUGUGAAAACACGCCUUCUGUGUACAUUCCCAAUAUCUGCUAUAAGUAAGGCCAUCCUAGGCAGCUCUCAGAACAUAGCACUCCCAAGGCACUGGGUACCCAGCACUGAGCAGAUCUAUUCUUUGAACUGAAAAUGAUGUGCAGUGGCAGGUGUUUGCUCCUGGCUGCUUUGAUGUCAGUGCUGCUUCUCCACCUCUGCAGCAGGUCAGAAGCAAGCAACUUUGACUGUUGUCUUGGAUACACAGAACAUCUUGUGCCUCCCAGAUUUAUCGUGGGCUUCACACAGCAGCUGGCAAGUGAAGCUUGUGACAUCAAUGCUAUCAUCUUUUACACAAGGAAAAGAUCAGCUGUGUGUGCAGAUCCAAAGCAAAAGUGGGUGAAACAAGCUGUGCAUAUUCUGAGUCAAAGAGUCAAGAAGAUGUAAAAACUGAUGAUCUUCUGGAAUGGAAUUGGAUACAGCCCAAGAACAAAAAGACCCUUGCUGCAAUUGGCAUUUUUACUUGCACAUCGUUGAGGGUUUAUCACUUAUCCUCAUUGGACUUAUCCAAUUAAUGAAGUUGAUUCAUAUUGCAUCAUAGGUUUGCUUUGUUAAGCAUCACAUUAGAGUCAAACUCUAUUUUAUGUUAAGUUAUUUAUAGAUGUAGGUUUUCUGUGUUUAGCUAUUUAAUGCUAAACUUCUAUAAGCUAUUUGGUUUAGCACAAGGUAUAAAAUUAUGUUUGUGGAGAGAAAUUAUAUGGGCUUUCUUAUAAGCAGCAAGCUAUUUUUAAAAACUAUUUAAGCUUCUUCUGUUUGUAUAGUUUUGUCUCUAAGUUGUUGUAAUUGCCUUAAAAAAGAAAAAGGA
Molecule: messenger RNA, 2246 nt
Organism: Choloepus didactylus (southern two-toed sloth)
Lineage: Eukaryota; Metazoa; Chordata; Mammalia; Pilosa; Megalonychidae
Gene: CCL20
Product: C-C motif chemokine ligand 20
Exons: 4
Coding region: 1538-1828 (96 amino acids)
Biological process (GO): inflammatory response; cellular response to type II interferon; immune response
Cellular component (GO): extracellular region
Molecular function (GO): CCR chemokine receptor binding; chemokine activity
Source: RefSeq, a predicted model, not a curated record